Messenger RNA from Drosophila grimshawi, 3093 nucleotides. RefSeq names its product neutral ceramidase (gene CDase). Bases 830 to 2941 code for a protein of 703 amino acids. The record is from RefSeq and is a predicted model, not a curated record. Gene Ontology annotation, cellular component: extracellular region. Gene Ontology annotation, molecular function: N-acylsphingosine amidohydrolase activity. The transcript has 6 exons. NCBI's taxonomy places the organism in Eukaryota, Metazoa, Arthropoda, Insecta, Diptera, Drosophilidae. Gene Ontology annotation, biological process: sphingosine biosynthetic process; long-chain fatty acid biosynthetic process; ceramide catabolic process.
CGAACCGAGAUUCGAAUUCGGUUUCAGUUUCGUUUGAGUUGCUUUUUUUUGUGGAUUUUCUUUGGCAUUAUUUGUUGUGCCAUUUGUAUGGGAAGCAAGGCUGCAGAGGGGGGCAAAGUCUCUUCUUGUAUUGUGUCUGUGUGUGUGUGUGUAAGAGAUAAAUAUCUAUAUCGAUGCGGCUUGUUUUGAAUUCAGUUUCGCAUUUGAAACGCAAGCAAUUUUGCAAGCGAGCGUUGACUGAUUGAGGGAAAUAUACAAAUAAAUAAAAUAUUAUUACAACUUUUUGACGUGUUUUUAACGUUAAUCGCGAUAAUUUUCCGCCAUAAUUUGGUCAAUUAAUUUGAAUGGCGUGCGUGAGAUAAUUUUUCUAAUGCAACAAUGAACAAUUCCAUUAAAUCCGAAAUGAAUUCAUUGCUGCUCGACUAUUCGUCACAUUAACAACUUAAGGUGCUAAUAAAAUAAUAUGAAAUAAGUUGGUGAAACAUAUCCAUUACAAUCAGUGCCAAGGCAAAGGAGUUCAUUGCGUAACCAUAAAAAAAAAAAAAAUAAAUAAAUAAGUUUAACCUCGAAAACGCAACGCGAAAGUGCCAGAAAUCGUGGGGAUCGUAAAAAGUAAAAAGUAAAAAGUGUAUGAAAAGGCUCAUCAGCAAAUAAAAAGCGCCCAUAUGAACCAAAAUCUUCUGUAAUUUGCUCAAUUGGAUGACAGCGGCGACGCUGACACCGCAUUCAGCAGCCAGCCAGAGCCAGUCCGGGCAGCGUGUAUCCAAGAGAUACAUUUGAAUCUUUUUUAACUUGGUUUUGUCAUACCUGAGUGUGUUUAGCAACAAGGAUGGCUAAUUGGAAAUAUUGCUUAGUCACGCUGUUCGCACUUGGCACCCUGAGCAGCCUGGCCAGCGCCUAUAAGGUGGGCGUGGGACGUGCGGACAUAACGGGACCUUCAGUGGAAAUUAAUUUCAUGGGCUAUGCGAACAUCAAGCAGGUUGGACGUGGUCUCCAUACGCGCACCUUUGCACGUGCCUUUGUCGUGGAGGAUGAGAAGGGCAACCGGUUGGCAUUCGUCAGCGCCGACUGUGGCAUGAUGGGCUAUGGCUUGAAGCGGGAGGUGGUGAAGCGUUUGCAGGCACGAUAUGGCAACAUAUACAACACGGAAAACGUUGCCAUCAGUGGCACCCACACCCAUGGUGCACCGGGCGGUUUCUUGAUGCAUUUGCUCUACGACAUAUCCAUUCUGGGCUUUGUGCCGCAGACCUUUGAAGUGAUGGCCCAAGGAAUCUAUUUGUGCAUUAAACGUGCCACGGAUAAUAUGGUAGAUGGUCGCAUCUAUUUCUCGAAGACGGUGCUGCUCAACGUGAACAUCAAUCGCUCGCCAUCAUCGUAUCUGCGCAAUCCGGAGGAGGAGCGUGCCCAGUACGAACAUGAUACGGACAAGACACUGGCCCAGCUGAGAUUCGUGGACAACGAGAACAAUCUGCUGGGUGCCUUCAAUUGGUAUGCGGUGCACGCGACCUCGAUGAACAACACCAACAAGCUGGUCACCAGCGAUAACAUGGGCUAUGCGGCACUGCUGCUGGAGAAGGAGUACAAUCCCAACAAGAUGCCCGGCAAGGGCAAAUUUGUGGGCUCAUUUUGCUCCUCCAAUUUGGGUGAUGUUUCGCCGAACAUCAUGGGUCCCAAGUGUUCACUUUCGGGCAACGAUUGCGAUAUACUCACCUCCCACUGUCCCGCCGGCGAGGGUGAGUGCUUUGCGUCCGGUCCUGGUCGUGACAUGUUCGAGAGCACCCAGAUCAUUGGGCAGCGUUUGGCAGAUGGCGCUCUCAGUCUGCUCAACGAGCAGAGCCAGGAGUCGACGGCUCGCGAGGUGACUGGCGAUAUACGCUUCAUUCAUCAGUUUGUCGAUAUGCCCAAUUAUAAUGGCAGCACUUACAAUCCACUCACCCGCAAGCUGGACAAGAUCAGGGGCUGCCAGCCGGCGAUGGGUUACAGUUUCGCUGCUGGCACCACCGAUGGCCCGGGCGCCUUUAGCUUCGAGCAGGGCACCACCACCGACAAUCCCAUGUGGAACUUUGUACGCGAUUUUAUAGUACCGCCCACCCAAGAGGAUAUCAAGUGCCACGAGCCAAAGCCCAUUCUCCUUGCCACUGGUCGAGCAACUUUCCCGUACGAAUGGCAACCAAAAAUUGUAUCCAAUCAAAUCUUGAAGAUCGGCGAUGUCAUCAUUGCUGCAAUUCCAUGUGAAUUCACGACAAUGGCCGGUCGUCGUUUGCGCAAUCAAAUUCGAGCUGCUGCCUCAGCAGCUGGUGGCAUCGACACGGAGGUCAUCAUUGCCGGCCUGACCAACAUCUACUCCAGCUACACGGUCACCCCGGAGGAGUAUCAGGCGCAGCGCUAUGAGGCUGCAUCCACCAUCUUUGGCCCACACACGCACACCAUUUACAUGGACAUUUACGAGCAUUUGACGAAGGCAAUGAUGCGCAACGAGACAGUGGAUGCUGGUCCUAGUCCACCCUAUAUGAACGAUGUGAUGUUGUCCUUGAACACUGGAGUGCUCUUCGAUGGCCAUCCAAUUGGCACGGACUUUGGCUAUGUGAAGACGCAGCCAAAAAAACAAUAUGGCAUCAAUGACACCGUCAGAGCCACCUUUAUUUCGGGCAAUCCGCGUAAUAAUCUCUUCACAGAGAAGACCUAUUUUACCGUUGAGCGUAAGAUCAAUGAGGAUCGCUGGAAGAUCACCUACACGGAUGCAAGCUGGGACACCAGAAUGAUCUGGCAUCGAACGAAUACAAUUCUAGGCUUCAGCGAACUGGAAAUCGUUUGGAACAUCAGUCCGCAAACUCUACCCGGAGAUUAUCGCAUUCGUCAUUCGGGUGAAUACAAGUACAUUCUCGGUGGCAAAUAUCCGUACGAGGGUCUGACGCACUCAUUCACUGUCACUGAGGAUUAGCAUGCUGCAUGAGCAGCCGAAACAAAUCCGCGUAUUUAUUUACCAUUCAGGAAUGAUGAGGAAAAGCUUUAUUUUAAAAACACAAAUAAAAUGAAUGCCAAAUUUGUUAGAACUUAAAUAAAACUAUUGGGAAAUACUAUAAAAUAGCGUGC